UCGUGGCUCGGCUUCCGGAGUCAUCGCUCGUGUGUUCCGCGUGGUAGCCGCCGCUUCUAGGGUCGUUGUCUCUGCCCCUACCGCCUAGUAAUGGCUGCCAGCACGUCUUCGUCGCCCCCCGCAUCGCUAGCCCCAGCCCGGGCCCCGGCCCCAGCCGCAGCUCCGGGCAAGAACCCGUUAAUGGGGGGCUGCCUGAGCUGCCGGCUCUUAUCGGGAGUGGGGCUGCUGGGGGCGGGCGGCUACGUGUACUGGACAGCGCGGCGGCCCCUGAAGCUUGGCUGUGCCCCCAGCCCGGGUACCAUCUUCCAGAUGGUCGUUGGCAUCAGCAUUGCGUGUUGGGGGGUAGUCAUAUUGGUGGACCCUGUAGGAAAAGCCCAUCCCAUAGAAUCAAAGAAGCAGUGAUGGUGAUGAUGUUGAUGAAAUGGGCAGCUUCUACCACCCAGCCCCCCACCCAGCCACUUCAAUGGACUACACAGAACAGGAGGAUAGAAGCAAGAGAAUCACAGAUGUUCCAGGUUCCAGGAUGGAGUGUUCCUGCCUCAGAUCUGUAGAUGCCUGCAGGGGAAAUGGAUGAAGCAUGGUUUCCUAUUUCUUUUUAACCAAGCCUGCCCUUCCCUUCACAACUGUGAAUAAAUUUCUCUGAGAACAGAA
Molecule: messenger RNA, 651 nt
Organism: Vombatus ursinus (common wombat)
Lineage: Eukaryota; Metazoa; Chordata; Mammalia; Diprotodontia; Vombatidae
Gene: DMAC1
Product: distal membrane arm assembly complex 1
Exons: 2
Coding region: 91-402 (103 amino acids)
Source: RefSeq, a predicted model, not a curated record